Molecule: messenger RNA, 6478 nt
Organism: Engraulis encrasicolus (European anchovy)
Lineage: Eukaryota; Metazoa; Chordata; Actinopteri; Clupeiformes; Engraulidae
Gene: smg6
Product: SMG6 nonsense mediated mRNA decay factor
Exons: 15
Coding region: 129-4847 (1572 amino acids)
Biological process (GO): nuclear-transcribed mRNA catabolic process, nonsense-mediated decay
Cellular component (GO): telomerase holoenzyme complex
Molecular function (GO): telomerase RNA binding; telomeric repeat DNA binding; protein binding
Source: RefSeq, a predicted model, not a curated record
GAACACAGGGCCUAUAUUUUAGGAGAGAAAUUUGGGCAUUAGUAGCCUACUAGGUUCCACUGGAAGUGCAAAUUGAAUGGCUAGUCGCCUGUUGCUACCUGCAAAGUUUGACCCUGCAAAGACGCCGUAUGUUUGUAUUGGACGAGAACCGAUGGAGACCUGUGAGGAAGAUGGCGGAGGAGCUAGAUAGAGUGCGAAUAUCUGCAGCAGAACUACGGGCAGAAGCUUCAACAUUAAUUAUUCGUCGAGAAAACAUCAAAGACGUACGAGAAGAUGGCAAACGGCAGAGACAGCGGGAGGGGAAGCGCCCCGACAUGCAGCGGUACCAGCCAAGUGUCGGCCACAAACGCACGGAGAGCGUAGAGGCGGACGACGAGCCACCAACCCCGACCACAGCAGAAACCGUGCCAUUCUCGGACAAAGCCAUCGUUCCAAAGCAGGACUCUGAAACUUCAGGUCCACAGCACGGCAGCUCCAAGUCUAGGGUUCACAAGAACAGCACACACCACCACAACAACGACACAGCGGCGUGUAACGAGCAACGCCACCCGCAUGCCGAGAUGAGCAACGUGCGGCUGGAGAGUGCAGGCACGGGCGCCCCGGGAAGGAGAUGCACCCCUAAAGACACGCAAGGGUCCGACCAGGGGCAGCCCGUCUCUCCCAAACUGGGUCGCAAGGCGCGCAAGCCCGACCGCGAGAUCUACCAGGCCGGAGGCCGCCGGGCAAAGGGCGCAAAGGACGGGGGCGGUUUCGAGAAAGGAGCGGCGGAUUCGGAUCCGUUCGGAGCCGGCAGUGAGAUGGAGAAGGGCAGCAGAGAGGCCGAGCUGGGCCACAAGGACGGCCACCAGCCCGAGCCAGAGAACUGGGAGCACGAGGAGAGCAGCAGAGGCGGCGGCGGCGAGACACACCCCAAAGCACGAGAGGAGAAGGGGAGGAACCGGCGGAGCAGGGAGGAGCCGAGGCCCGAGCCUGAGAACUGGGAGCAGGAGGAGAGCAGAGGCUCCGAGGAGGCGCAGGGCAAAGCAAAGGAGGAGAAGGGCAGGAGCCGACGGAGCAAGGACUCUAACAGGAAGAACGAUCAGGGAAGAGCAGGGAAGAAGGAGACAGGUGGAGGAGGUGGAGGGGGAGGAGGAGGAGGAGGAGGAGGAGGAGGAGGAGGCUUGAGACAACCCCAUGAUGACCCAGCCUGCGUGGAUACACUGGCCAGUAAGGUGGAGAGGAUGAGUGUUGCCGUAGACAGGGAAGAGAAGGAAGAGAAAGGGCCGGGUGAGGAGGGGAAGAAAGGAGAGGGGGAGGGCGGCAGGAGCAGGAGGCGGAGGUCUGGCCGAAACAGCGGAGGCGCGCCGGAAACCACCACCCCUACCACCAACUCCACUACGCCUGCAGAAGGCCCAGGUAAAAAGAGGGACAGAGGUGGCCGGCGCUCCAAGGGGGGAGGGGAGAAAGGGUCUCUGUCGGAGGCUGGCAAGAGAGACUCACUGGAGACGGAGAAGGGGAGGAGGAGCGUGGAGUUGGACCUGGAGGCUGAGUCCCCUCGGCAGACUAAGAGCAGAGAGCCAGCAGACAGGCAGCAGAGAGAGCCCGAGCGCUCCCAGCCGAGAGACAAUCGAUCCAGGAAGAAGGAAGGGGAUGGCGACCGAGCCGCCACAGGAGGCGACGCCGACCGGAACAGAGGCGGCGCCAACAGCAGGACCAAAGCAGCCAGCGCCUCCAAGCGCUACUCCAAGUCGGACAUCCGCAGAGCUCGGAAUCGAACCUGCAGCACCAGCUCGGACUGUAGCGUCACCAGCUUCGAUGGACCAGCAGAGGGAGACAGACGCAGGGCACCAACUGCUGCUGCUGGUGGUGGUGGUGGUGGUGGUCGAGAUCGGGGAGAGCCAGGCCCCAAAGCCUCAACGACCCCAACGACCUCCAGCAACCGAGCGGCGUCGGAAAGGGGGAGCGGAGGGCGCUCGGCCACGACCAACCACCACCGGCGGAGGCCCACAAACCGAGACUCCUCCUCCGACUCCCUGGAGGAUUUUGUGUGGGACAAGGGAGGGGGCAGCGCCUCUCGGCGGAGAACGAGAGCCAGCGACGACGACUGGAGUCCGGAGCGCACCCCGGAGAGGUCCACGGCGGUGGCGGCGGCGGCAGGCGGUCGAGGCCGGAGCUCAGCCGCAUCCAGCACGGCCAGAGGAGGAGGGAUCCUGCGGGUGAGCGUGGACAGGCAGACGGGCUCGUCCUCCUCCGCCUCCUCUCACCCGACCCUCCUGACGUCAGGGGAGGACCAGCCGGGUCGCCAGAGGCCGGGCGACGGGCCCCCCCGGGGGCGGGGCAGGGGCAUCCUGGUACUGCCCGCCCACACCGACCUGAGCCGCUCGCCCGAGCCGGGCCCCAAGCUGUUCGGGGUGUCCAAGUGGAGCCGGGGGCGAGGCGGGCGCGGAGGGGCCACGCGGCGCCUCUGGGAUCCCAACAACCCCGACCAGAAGCCGGCGCUGGUGGGCCGCGGCCAGCUGAUCCAGCAGGGCAACAACACGGCCCAGCACCCGCUCUACAUGCUGGCACACGGGCACGGCUACGGUGGCCCGCUGCAGUUCCUCGACACCGACGACGAGGUCGCGGGCGGCAGCCCUCCCGUCCGCAAGGGGGAGCACUUCCUCCAAGGCCACCCCCAGGCCUCCGCCAUGGCCUUCUACAAGUUCCAGAACUCGGACAACCCCUACUGUUACCCCGUGCCCGGCGCAGACGCGGCGUCCAGCGGCGCCACCCCUCCGCGCUACGCCUACCCCCCAUACCCCGUGCCGUACUCCGGGGACAUGUACGCCUCGCCGCCGUACUACAGUAACUACGGGCAGGGCGCGGCAGGGUUUGUGACGCCGGGGGCGGGGGCUGGGGGGCCGCCGCUGUCCCCAGAGGAGGUGGAGGAGCAGGCCAGGGGGGAGCUGGGGAAGCUGCUGAGAUCGGCCCUCUCCCAGGAGCUGCAGCUCAGCAACCUGCUCUCCAGAGAUCACAUCAGCCUGGACGGCCUGGAGCGCAUGGCACAGCUCAGGUCCGAGCUGUUGGCCAUGUACGAGCGGGUAAUCUUGAUGGACAUCGAGUUCUCGGACUCUCAGAACCUGGACCAGGCGCUGUGGAAGAACGUCUUCUACCAGGUGAUCGAGCGCUUCCGCCAGAUGCUGAAGGAGUCCCCCUCAGACACGCCUGCGUACGUGCGGAACAUGCUCUUCACCGUGCUGGAUGAGGGGGCGUCGUUUUUUGACACGCUGCUCCAGAAGCUCCAGACGGUGUUUGUGUUCAAGCUGGAGCACUACAUGGACGGCAUGGCCAUACGGACACGCCCUCUCAAGAAGACGGUGAAGUAUGCCCUGAUCAGUGCUCAGAGGUGUAUGAUCUGCCAGGGGGACCUUGCCAGAUACCGGGAGCAAGCCACAGACUCCACCAACUACGGCAAGGCUCGCAGCUGGUACCUGAAGGCCCAACAGAUUGCCCCCAAGAACGGCCGGCCCUAUAACCAGCUGGCUCUCCUGGCUGUCUACACGAAGCGGAAGCUGGAUGCGGUGUACUACUACAUGCGCAGCCUGGCUGCUAGCAACCCCAUCCUGACGGCCAAGGAGAGCCUCAUGGGGCUCUUUGAGGAAGCCAAGCGCAAGGCGGAUGACGUGGGGCGUCGUAAGCAGCAACAACAGCAGCAGUGUGAGGUGGGGCCGCGGCCGCUGCGAGGCAGAGGAGGAGGAGGGCCAGGAGGGGGAGGAGGAGGAGGAGGAGGAGGCGGCAGGGGGAGCGUGGACGCCACUCGAGAGGAGAUCUGGAUACGACCCAACCAGCAGCCCGGCGCCUCCUGGCCCGAGAGCGAGUCGGGGAAAGACACCGACCUGGACGGAGAGCUCGGCACACUGAGCUCCAGAGAUCUCCAGAAAGGUUUUAUUCUUAGUUUCCUCCACACACAUGGAAAGCUCUUCACUAAAGUUGGUAUGGAGACGUUUCCUGAGGUAGCCAGUCGAGUUCUUCAGGAGUUCCGGGUUCUCCUUCAGCACAGCCCCUCCGCCUUGGGAAGCACACGCCUCCUUCAGAUCAUCACCAUCAACAUGUUCACCAUACACAAUGCACAGAGCAGAGAUGGUGACAGCGAUGGGGAUGUUCGGUCCCCGCUGCAGGAGCAGGCCACAGCUCUGGGCUUGGCCAUGUUCGGGCUGCUGGUACAGCGCUGCUCACAGUUGCUCAGAGAGGCACCCACAGACAUGGUGUGUGUGGAGGGCUGUGAGGCGGGCUCCUCCAGCUGUACGGACUGUGCCAUGCAGAAGAUGGUGCGCGUGUCCUCUUUCUCGGCCGACCUGCGCGAGCUGCUGCCCAGUGCCAAGGUGUGGUCCGACUGGAUGCUCGGACACCCCGAACACUGGAACCCUGCGCCCAGCAACAUGGGUACCAGUAGUCCUAGUGUGUGGAGUUGCCUGGCAGAUCUGUGUAAUGAGCUGGCGCGUGUGUCUCAUGGGGAGGCGGCACUCUACAAGGUGGAGGGUGAUGGAGAGGGCGAGGAGGAGGAUGAGGAGCUGCGGCUGCUGCUGCUGGAGGAAGACCUCCUAUUGGCCGGCUUCGUACCGCUGCUCGCCGCCCCACAGGAGCCCUGUUACAUCGACCGUGCCACCGACAAGGAGCCUUGCUACAUUGACCACACCACAAACAAGGUAAUACACACACACACACACACACACACACACACACACACACACACUACAGGAGCCCUGCUACAUCGACCGCACCACCGACAAGGUAAUGCACGCACCAAACACGCAUGCGCGUGCGUACACACACACACACACACACAAACACACACACACACACACACUAAAGGAGCCCUGCUACAUUGACAGACAAGGUAAUACACACACAUACUAGGGCUGGGCGGUUUUGGAAAAAAUUAGCAUCACGGUUUUCUUGAUGAAAAUUGAUAUCACGGUUUUCUGCACGUUUUUUUGAUAUGCGACGAUUUCCCCCCAAAUCUUAAUCUUUCUGAGGAAAAGAUCUCAAAUUAAAUGUUAAAAUGAGAUAAAAUCAUGAAUUUAAAUUAAUCUCCAUUUAUAUUUAAUCAUUUUUUCAUUUCAAUAAUAUUUUCUAUAAUUUAUAGUUUUCCCUAUCCAACAAAGGGGAAAAUGCAGCAUUUCAUAAAAUAACCUAAAAUCUAGACCAGGGUGUCAUAGAUUUUUCAAGGAAGAAGGGUUAAAUGAUUAUAAGCAGCUGUUUUGGGCUUUUUUUCCAAGACAGCCCAAAACAGCUUAUUUCGUUCUACACCUGGCAACACUAAUGGCUUAUUUGUCGUUCUACACCUGGCAACACAUCCGGCGCCUUAUGCUGCCGCUGGACUAGCGAGUAAACAACAGUGGGACAGAAACGUAACAGACUGAAGACAGACACUGAUAAAACAAACGGAUUUACUUGAUAUUGUGUGCAUAUUGUCUUUGAAUUAAAGUCCAAAUCCAACGUAGAAGGUAUUUUGUCCGGUAGUUUGUGUCAUAUUGCGAUGUGUUUCGCUCCUAUUUUGCCCCCAAAUCAUUUCAAACAAAUAUAGCAAUGUAGCAAUGUAUCUUGUCUGCCAUUGCAUUUGAAAGCUAGGCUACUUUAGCUUAUAAGCAGUCUUAACAGCACUGCGCACACAGUUGGGAUGGUAAUUAAAUACAGUUAAGAAUCAGAUAACUGUUGUAGCCUGUUAACAUAGCACCACAUAGAAUUGCCUUUUAUUUAACUUUGUGAGAUCAAAGGUAGGCUAAAUGAAUUGAAAUGUUUGUCAUGAUUCAUCCAUGCCAUGUGUGUUCAUCAUGUUUCACUCUCACUAGCCUCUAGCGCGUAACCAAUUAUUUUAUUAGUUCAAUCAACAUCUUACAUUGUGGUGACAUUCCCUAGUAGAACAGCAACAACAGUGGACUUAGCAGAGUUGAAAUGAAGUGUCAGAGACUUAUGAAUUAGAAGAAUCUUUGGAAGUGUGACACGGAGUAUGAAGCUCACGCACAUAACAUAGUUAGGCUAUAAACAACAACAACAAAACCGUCUCUCAUCAAAAAGAGAACCUUGUGUAGUGUAAACCGAGAUCACGGUUUUUUAACCGUACACCGCCCAGCUCUAACACAUACACACACACGCACGCGUACACACACACAGACACAGACACUAGAGGAGGCCUGCUACAUCGAUCGCACCACCGACAAGGUAGUACACACACCACACGCUCAUAUGCAGCAAGUACACACACACACAAACAUACACAUAGACACACACAGACACUCUUCAGGAGCUGUGAUACAUUGACCGUAGCACACACACACACACACACACCCAUCACUCACCCAGCCUGAGACAGCUCAGCUCAUCAAAUCAGUUGAAAACAGGAAAGGGCCUGAACCACUUCAACAGUAGAGUCUCCUUUGUCAUCUGCCUUUUGUUAUCAAAUCCAUAAGUGUGUGUGUGUGUGUGUGUGUGUGCGUGUGUGUGUGUGUGCGUGUGUGUG